GUCUGCGCCGUACGUAGAAGCCUGUGUCACGUUUGGAUUAUAUCCAUUUUUAGUGUAGCAAAUCGCUAUUGUAACAAGAUAGUGCCUGUUCUUAUAAACCAGUUAGCUAGCUAACUUUCUUAGGCUACUGAAGUUGUUGGUGGUCACUGCACCAAACACAUUGCAAGUACUUUGCAAACGUUGUCUUUUCUAACUCAGUACAGUACUGGAACUCAGCUGCAGAAGGUUUAUUUCGUGACCAGCAAAACGUGGUUCAUCAUGAGUUGUGCAACGACGGAAGAGAGCCGAAGUGUGUCUCCGCAUUGCCCCAAGCCUGACGAAUCUGAGGUGCCGCUUGGUACAGCUAUGCCGGAGGAGACAGCGGUGUCUGCGAAUGCUGCAAGUGUGAAAGCUGAAAAGGACGUGUCAGAAGUUAUUAUCACUAAAGAAAUGGAGGAAGAGGAGAAGCAGUUGAUGGAGGAAGGGGAGCGGAAAGAGAAGGAAAUGAUGGAAAAGGCACGAGUGUCUAUGGAGAAGGAGUCUCAUGAGAUACGCUUCAAGAGACUGCAGCACCUGCUGGAGAAAAGUAACAUCUAUUCAAAGUUCCUGCUGACAAAGAUGGAGCUGCAACAACAGGAGGAGAUCAGGAAAGAGAAGCAGGAAAAGACAAAGAAGGGCACUGGCAAAAAUACGGAGAGAGUGGAGAGAAAGAAGAGGGAGCGAGAGGAGGACUACAAAAUAGCUGACGUCAUGUCUAAAGAGGAAAUCAUGUCCACGGCUAAGAAGGCCAAAGUGGAGGAGGAGGUAGCCAGUUCCAGGAAGCUAGAUGCGGAGGACAUUGAGAAGAUGAGUGACUCCAACACCGAUAUCAAGGGACGCCUGUCGGAGGCAGUGCGAGCAAGUUCCAAGCAGCUGCUGGACCCAGAGAGGAAGGUGAACGGGCAGCCCGUGCCUGUCCAACAGCCCGCUCUCGUGACUGGUGGCAUCAUGAGGCAGUACCAGAUCGAGGGCGUGGAGUGGCUCAGGAUGCUGUGGGAGAACGGCAUUAACGGGAUUCUGGCAGACGAGAUGGGUCUCGGGAAGACCAUCCAGUGCAUCGCUCACGUGGCCAUGAUGGUUGAGAGGAAGGUGCUGGGGCCUUUCCUGGUGGUGGCCCCCCUCUCCACGCUCCCCAACUGGAUCAACGAGUUCAAGCGUUUCACACCAGAGGUGUCUGUGCAGCUGUACCACGGGUCCAAGCCAGAGAGGGCGGCCCUGCUGAAGAAGAUUCGUAAGCCCCAGGGGUCUCUCAACAUGUACCCUGUGGUGGUCACCUCCUUCGAGAUGGCCAUGAUCGACAGGACUCUCCUUCAGCGAUUCCCUUGGAAGUAUCUGAUUGUGGACGAGGGCCACAGGAUCAAGAACCUAAACUGCCGUCUGGUGAGGGAGCUGAAAAAGCUGCCAACAGACAACAAGCUGCUUCUUACUGGCACUCCUCUGCAGAACAAUCUGUCCGAGCUCUGGUCCCUGCUCAACUUUCUGCUGCCUGAGGUCUUUGAUGACCUCAAGAGCUUUGAAUCGUGGUUUGAUAUCAACACCAUUGGGGCAGAAGCUGAGAAUAUCGUCGCCAACGAGCAAGAGCAGAAUAUCCUGAACAUGCUUCACCAGAUCCUGACACCGUUCCUGCUGAGGCGGCUCAAGUCCGACGUGACACUGGAGAUCCCACCCAAGAAGGAGGUCAUCGUUUAUGCUCCUCUCACCGCCAAGCAGGAGGCCUUCUACACGGCCGUCGUCAACAAGACAAUCUCCAAAAUGCUGGGCCAGGAGAAGGUGGAGGCCCCGGUGGCGGUGACGUCCGCUGGCAGGCCCAAGCGCCGGAGCCGGAGGCUUGUGGACUACUCAGAGCAAGGGGGGGGAGAGUCCCCCGCCGACCUGGAGAAAUACCUGGAGAGGCUUCAGAAGGAGGCAGACCAGAGCUCUGCCCCAGUAGUGGACGUCCAGAUUCCCCUGGACGCUCAGAUCAACCUGAAGCUGCAGAACAUUCUCAUGCUGCUGAAGAGGUGCUGCAAUCACCCCUACCUCAUCGAGUACCCCUUGGACCCUGCCACUCAGGACUUCAAGAUUGACGAGCAACUGGUCCAGACCUCUGGGAAGUUCCUUAUACUGGACAGAUUGCUGCCGGAGCUGCAGAAAAGAGGACAUAAGGUGCUGAUCUUCAGUCAGAUGACGUCCAUCCUGGACAUCCUGAUGGACUACUGCUACCUGAGGAGCUACCAGUACAGCCGGCUGGACGGGAGCAUGUCCUACACCGACAGGGACGAGAACAUGAGAAGAUUCUCCUCCGAUCCCGACGUGUUCCUGUUCCUGCUGAGCACCAGGGCAGGGGGGCUGGGGAUCAACCUGACCGCUGCCGACACGGUCAUCAUCUUCGACAGUGACUGGAACCCCCAGGCUGACCUGCAGGCCCAGGACCGGUGUCACCGGAUUGGCCAGACCAAACCCGUGGUGGUGUACCGCCUGGUCACGGCCAACACCAUCGACCAGAAGAUCCUGGAGAGGGCCUCCGCAAAGAGGAAACUGGAGAAGAUGGUCAUUCAUAAGAACAAGUUUAAGGGAGGGAAGGCGGAGCUGAAGCAGACCAAAAGCUGCAUCGACGUUUCUGAGCUGAUGGAGCUUCUCAAAUCCAGAGAUUAUGAGAAGGGGGUGAAAAGCACCAUGGGUAAGGUCAUCAGUGACAAGGACCUGGAGUUUCUGCUGGACCGCAGUGACCUGAUGGACAAGGAAAAGAAAAGCUCUAAGCAGGAGAAGGUUGGAGUGUUCCGGGUGAUUGAAGCCAAAGAGUCGUCUGAGAUCAGCCUUACCUGAGAAGACGCUUAGACAUCAUCUCAAGACCUUAAGCUAGUACAUACAGGGACCAAUGAGAGUGGCUGGGUGUUACAGUAGGGACUGAAACCAACCAUCCUGAAACUGCUGUUGACACAAAACGACAAAAUGAUCUCAUUCAAUUGUUUUGAAUCAUUUUGUUUAUGUUUAGGGUUUGAAGUAUUAUGUUGGAAGAUGAAUCUUUGCAAGUAAGAUGUCUUGAGAGCCCUUGUUUUGUGUUUUUUUUCUCAUAUAUACUGCUUUACUCUUACGUUUUUCUGUAAAAGUCUAAAACAUAGUAAGCUAUAGGUUCUUUCAUUGAUACUGUAUGUUUGAUAAAACAUUCCUUGCACUUUUCUGUAAGGGGUGUUAUCUCCUUGCACACUUUGACCUUGUCCUUCAUGUUUUGUAAUCACCCCAUUUUAGAGAAAUAAAGUAGGUUUUCAAUUA
Messenger RNA from Osmerus eperlanus (European smelt), 3270 nucleotides. It is a transcript of the gene hells, whose product is annotated as helicase, lymphoid specific. Gene Ontology annotation, biological process: lymphocyte proliferation; DNA methylation-dependent constitutive heterochromatin formation; pericentric heterochromatin formation. The transcript has 23 exons. The coding region runs from base 259 to 2823 and encodes 854 amino acids. Gene Ontology annotation, cellular component: pericentric heterochromatin; nucleus. NCBI's taxonomy places the organism in Eukaryota, Metazoa, Chordata, Actinopteri, Osmeriformes, Osmeridae. Gene Ontology annotation, molecular function: chromatin binding; ATP binding; ATP-dependent chromatin remodeler activity. The record is from RefSeq and is a predicted model, not a curated record.